This is a messenger RNA of Didymodactylos carnosus, 1050 nucleotides long. The record is from the annotation of a GenBank genome assembly. Lineage: Eukaryota; Metazoa; Rotifera; Eurotatoria; Philodinida; Philodinidae.
AUGGUGUUAUCGUUAACAUCGCUACUAAACGAACCGCCAGCAAAACGUACAUUUAUGUGUGAGACUUUUAUGCGCGGUCAAUUGGCAGAUGGAGAAGUUUUUCCAGAAUCAACUCAAUUACAUUCAACUCCGAUUACAAAAGUAGAAGAACCAAGAACAAAUAAUAAUUUUAAGUAUUCUCCAUUUUAUCACAUUAUUGUAACCAUGCAUGUUUUUUAUUUAUCUAUUUUAGAUUGCAAAGAAAAUACAAUUGAAAAUGAAUAUACGUUUAUACAAAACUUAUGUUUAGCAUUAGACGAUUUUAUAUCGAAAAAUGAUCCUACAUCAUUAUUUCGAUGUACACGUUUAUUGAUUCAUCGUGAUGACGAUGAUCUGUUAGAACAAGCAAUUUUAAACGGUAAUUUAAUGUUGAUAAAACAAUUGAUUAAAGUAUUAUUAAUUGACACAUUGAAACAACAAAAUGGAAAAGGUGAAACAAUAUUAUUAAUAUGUGCAAAAUUAAAUAAUAAAGAUUUAAUUGCACAGUUACUUGAACGACAUUUAAAUCUCGUAUACGAUUUGGAUUAUCGAAAAAAUAAUGUAUUCCAUUUAUUAGCAUCAACAAAGCUUAACAAUGAUAAAUCAUAUGAGACAAUUGAAUUUAUUCUAAAUUAUUUAAAUGAAAAAUCAAUUAAUAUAUGUGAAAUAUUUAAUAAAGAAAAUAUUGAUCAGUUUACACCUUUACAAUUAGCUGUUCAAAAUAAUAAUCUUCAAUGUGUUAAAUUAUUCAUUUCAAAUGGAAAUUUUGAUGUAAAUGUAUAUGAUAAAUUGACGGGUGAUAAUCUAAUUCAUAUGGCGAUAAGAAAUGAUGAUAAUUUAUCAAUGAUAAAAUAUUUAAUCGAUGAUAUUCAUUUAAAUGGUGAAAAAGUUAAUUAUAUUAUGACACCGUGUGAAUUAGCAAAGUCAUUAAAUAGAAUGACAAUUUAUGAUUAUUUAAAAGAAAAAUAUUCAGAUAUCGAUCUACUAUCAGAAGAUAGUGAUGACAGUUCCGAUGAAGAUGAAACUUAUUAA